AUGGGGCCGCCGCGGCUGACUUUCGGCACCGUGCUCUAUGGCGGCACGACGAUAUCCCUGGCGAUCAUGGCCUGCAUGGGCAUCCCUUGGUCCAACCAGGGUCUGGGCAUGCUCCUCUUCCUCUCCGCGCUGCCCCUCCUGUGGUUGAACGAGCGCCGGGAGGCGCGGAUGAUGCAGCUGCUCCAGAAGGCUAUGCCCGCGCCAUCCCGGUGGACGCCGCGGACGUGGGCCCGGAGCAACGAGGGCUGCCUCGUCUUCACGAGCGGGCCGCUGGGCGCCGGGGAGGGCUCCAGGCCCCUCUCCGCGCCGCGGUGGGGCGCCGUGGCUCCCGAGGGUUCCGUGGGGCUGAAGGUGUUCGUAGAGGCGUUCCAGCCGCCCCAGCGCUGGUCGUGCGGCGGCUGA
Prorocentrum cordatum is the source of this 402-nucleotide messenger RNA. The record is from the annotation of a GenBank genome assembly. NCBI's taxonomy places the organism in Eukaryota, Dinophyceae, Prorocentrales, Prorocentraceae.